Messenger RNA from Aureobasidium namibiae CBS 147.97, 1548 nucleotides. RefSeq names its product FAD/NAD(P)-binding domain-containing protein. The transcript is spliced from 3 exons. Bases 1 to 1548 code for a protein of 515 amino acids. Lineage: Eukaryota; Fungi; Ascomycota; Dothideomycetes; Dothideales; Saccotheciaceae. Gene Ontology annotation, molecular function: NADH dehydrogenase activity. The record is from RefSeq and is a predicted model, not a curated record.
AUGUCUAGACAUUGGCCAUAUCCAACGAAUUGCCUUAACACGAACCUAGAUCGAGAACGGGUUGUCGUACUAGGCUCUGGCUGGGCUGGCUAUACACUUGCCCGUGACCUUGACCCCAAGAAAUAUCAAGUUGUCGUUGUAUCGCCUCGCUCCUACUUUGUCUUUACCCCUCUACUCGCCUCAACCUCAACAGGUACGCUCGAGUUCCGCACGGCUCUCGAGCCCGUUCGCUCUCGUCGCACAAAGGUAGAAUUCUUCCAAGGUUGGGCUGAUUCCGUGGACUUUGUGACCAAGACGUUGAGAGUCGAGGAGGCUGUUGAGAAUCCAUGGCAAGCCAUGGCUUUGACGGCUGAUGGCCGCGAGGAUCAGAAUGCAAAUCAACUGGAGCAGGAGAAAGGUGCUGAGCCGAAGAAGGGUAAAAUGUUUGAGAUGAACUACGAUAAGUUGGUUGUAGCUGUGGGAUGUUAUUCUCAGACUUUUGGAACACCUGGUGUCAAGGAGAACGCAUACUUCCUCAAAGAUGUUGGUGAUGCCAGAAAGAUCCGUAACAGAAUGCUUUCCUGCUUUGAGACGGCUUCUCUCCCAACCACUAGCGAAGAAAUGAAGAGACAGCUGCUUAGAUUUGCUGUUGUCGGAGGCGGUCCCACUGGUAUCGAGUUCUCUGCCGAACUCCACGAUCUCAUCGCCGAAGACAUGGCCAAGAUCUAUCCAGACCUCAUGCAGUACUACAAGAUUUCUGUGUACGAUGUGGCCGAGAAAGUCCUCAGCAUGUUCGACGACAAACUCGCCAGAUACGCCAUUGAGCGCUUCACCCGCGAAGGCAUCGACGUAAAGACUUCUCACCACGUCAAAUCACUACGCAGAGGCUCACCCAAGAAACUACAAGAAGCAGACGGUGAUCAAGUAGUCAAGGACGACACGAGCUGCUACACUCUAGAGCUUCAGGAAGAAGGCGAAGUAGGCGUCGGCAUGGUGGUCUGGAGCACAGGCUUGAUGAUGAACCCAUUCAUCUCAAAGUCGCUCGCCAAACCCUACACCAUACCCAUUUCCAGUGCUGCAGUCGAAACACCCUCGGAUGCAAAGAGUUGGAACAUCUCCACUCACCCACGCAGCGGUGGUAUCAUGACAAAUGACCGCCUACGCGUGAUCAUGCAACCCUCUGACCAAGCAAAAGUCGGCGGAAAGGUCAACGGCAGAGCAAUAAUCAACGACGUCUACGCCCUGGGCGACUGUGCGAUCAUGGAGAACUCGGCGUACCCUGCUACAGCUCAAGUUGCAAACCAGAAAGCUCGAUGGCUGGCCAAACAGCUCAACCGCGAUACCAUCGACAGCAAUGCCUUCACCUACAAGGACUUGGGAGUAAUGGCAUAUGUGGGAAACUGGAAUGCUAUAAUGCAAUCUUCGGGCGGAGACGUGAGUGGAAGAGUCGCUUGGUUGAUCUGGAGGGGAGCGUACCUCGCAAAGUCGGUUUCUUGGAGGAACAGGAUACUUAUCCCUACAUAUUGGUUUGUGAACUGGUUGUUUGGCAGAGAUAUCUCGAGGUUCUGA